AUGUCCACGGCUUUCCGUUCCAACAUGUAUUUGUAUUAUUUCGAAGGCACUGUGAUAUGUCUUACCAACUCUAUACUGCUGUUCUGUAUUCUGAGCAAUUCGAAAAAUCGAAAUCGUCGGGAGUUCCUCCUUAUCCUCGGUCAAGCUAUAGCGGAUGAUCUGUAUGCUAUAUCUUUCAUGCUGGUUGCUGAACUAAGGUUACGACUAGCUGAUCAAGGACGAGAAAAUGAUAACUCGACUGUCUGGAAUUGCGCGCUGGAGCCGGCUCUCCCGAUUCAUGAUUUCUCAACUCCUCUGCUGGGAUUACUUCCUCUUGCAUCAUCAUUCAACUUCUUUCUCUGCACCAUAGCGCCCUUUUUUUAUUUGAGAGCAGGAAAAGUUUACACAAGCAGCUUAAUUGGAGUACCUUAUCUAAUUUGCUUACUAUUAGUUGUUGUAAAUUACGUUCUUCUGUGGGGCAAUCAGGACGUGACAUCAGCACAAUGCGUGGCAACGAAAGGAGCUGCUCAUCCAGUGGUGUAUGGCGCUAUGCGUAUACUGAGAAUGGUAUCUACCUUGGCCAGUGCUCUCAUAUAUGCUUUCAUUCUAUCUUUUCUGCGUUUGAAUCAACCAGAUGCUUCAGCUAUCCAGAAGGCGAACCAUAGAAACAGUACCAUAACUCUAGGUCUUGUAACGAUCAAUUCUAUAAUCUUACUCUUCGUUCCGGAUGUUCUUAUGUUUUUGAACCCCUACAAUAUUUUAGCCAACUACUCAACUCUGUUAUAUUCAAUGACGCUUAGUAAGACUAUGAUAAAUUUUUUUAUUUAUAUGACUCGUUAUCGAGAAUUACGACAAAUCGUCCUCUCAGUGUUUUUCGGAAGAUUUAAGUGGUGGAAGAAUAGAGUGGAAAAUUCACAAAAAUCGGGACUCAAAAGUAUUGGACAACAACGAACUGAUGCCAUGACCACACGAAAAUCUCUCGAUACUAGUGUAGUUAAGCAAAGUCAGAAGAGUAUAUUUGGAAGAAAUUCAUUCGUAGUUUCUGAUAAGAUAAACCCAAAUACUGUGGACAAUUUUAGAAACAUAUUUGAACCUAAGUAUAAGCUUCCACCUAUACGUCGUCCUCCUAAUGUUGUCCGAUAG
Auanema sp. JU1783 is the source of this 1122-nucleotide messenger RNA. The record is from the annotation of a GenBank genome assembly. Lineage: Eukaryota; Metazoa; Nematoda; Chromadorea; Rhabditida; Rhabditidae.